CUGGAGUGGGGGAAUGGGAGAAUGAGAGUUUGGAAGAAUGAAGGUAUGAGAGUUUGGAAGAAUGAAGGUAUGAGAGUUUGGGAGAAUGAAGGUAUGAGAGGUUGGGAGAAUGAAGGUAUGAGAGUUUGGAAGAAUGGAGGUAUGAGAGUUUGGGAGAAUGGAGGUAUGAGAGUUUGGGAGAAUGAAGGUAUGAGAGUUUGGAAGAAUGAAGGUAUAGGAGAUUGAGACAAUAAACAGUGAAAGAUU
Molecule: messenger RNA, 246 nt
Organism: Geodia barretti
Lineage: Eukaryota; Metazoa; Porifera; Demospongiae; Tetractinellida; Geodiidae
Source: the annotation of a GenBank genome assembly